Messenger RNA from Bombyx mori (domestic silkworm), 870 nucleotides. RefSeq lists its product as uncharacterized. Lineage: Eukaryota; Metazoa; Arthropoda; Insecta; Lepidoptera; Bombycidae. Bases 1 to 870 code for a protein of 289 amino acids. The record is from RefSeq and is a predicted model, not a curated record. The transcript has a single exon. Gene Ontology annotation, biological process: DNA integration. Gene Ontology annotation, molecular function: nucleic acid binding.
AUGCACGGAAUAACAGCAGAAGAAGUGGCGAGCACCUUUGUAGCCGGUUGGAUUGCUCGAUUCGGAGUACCUGCUGUCAUCACUACCGACCAGGGACGACAGUUCGAGUCGGACCUUUUCAGACGCCUUACUAAUUUAUGUGGUACUAAACGUAUACGCACUACUAGUUACCACCCUUGUGCCAAUGGGCUCGUGGAGCGCAUGCAUAGACAAUUAAAGGCCUCUCUGAUGUGUUAUGAUGAUUCGUGGUUGAAUGCAUUACCUUUGGUCUUAUUAGGAAUGUGUUCGGCUUUUAAAGAAGAUCUACAAGCAACAGUAGCGGAAUUGCUUUACGGAGAAACCUUAACGCUUCCAGGGGAACUGUUAGUACCUCCCGGUCCUUCUGGCUUCGAGGACCCGACGGAUUUUGUCGUAAAGUUAAGACGGCGUAUGUCUAAAUUGCGUCCCACUCCAUGUUCCUCACACACUAAACCAUCACCUUUCAUAUUUAAAAAUCUUUCCACCGCCUCUCAUGUCAUGCUCAGGGAGGAUUCGGUUAGACGUUCAAUGCAACCACCUUACUCUGGUCCUCAUAGAGUUAUAUCUAGAGCCGAGGACGGAAAAACGUGGUCGAUUGAUGUAAAAGGGAAACAGGUGACGGUCAGUGUCGACAGAAUUAAGCCAGCUUUCGUCGAGCAUUCUUUAGUAGAUCUCGUUCCAGCACCAGCACCGAGGGUUUCUGUGCCUCAACCAGCGCAACCGGAUGCUACUAAUGUCCCUUCAUGUCCACUCGUGCCUUCGGCACCUCUAACUGCUACUCCUACAUAUACACCUCAAUAUACCACCCGGUCAGGUCGCAGAGUCCACUUCUCCAAACCUUUCGACCUAUGA